Molecule: messenger RNA, 1269 nt
Organism: Myotis davidii
Lineage: Eukaryota; Metazoa; Chordata; Mammalia; Chiroptera; Vespertilionidae
Gene: CATIP
Product: ciliogenesis associated TTC17 interacting protein
Exons: 10
Coding region: 130-1269 (379 amino acids)
Biological process (GO): cilium organization; actin filament polymerization
Source: RefSeq, a predicted model, not a curated record
ACCACAGCAUGAGGAACUGUAUUAAAGGGUCACGGCAUUAGGAAGGUUGAGAACCACUGCUCUAAGAUCUGGGUGUUUGGUGAAGUGGGAAAUGGCCCUUUAAGAGACAGUAGCUAGCUCCUAGUUGCCAUGGAGACAGCUGGAAACAGACCGGGUGGCAGGCAGCAGGCAGCAGGCAGCAUGUCCUCCAAAGUUCAAUCCAAAGGCCUCAAGGCCAAGGACCAGCCGGCCCCAGCCCCAGAGAGUCCGCCACCCCCAGAGGCCAAUGCUGAAGCCAUUCACUUCCUCAACUCCCUCAGCCAGGAGGAGCUGCAGAUGCUGUUCUUCUCUGAGACUCUGGCCAUGGUCUCGAAAACAGGGGAGCCUCAGGGAGAGCUGACCAUUGAGGUGCAGAGUGGGAAACACGAAGACAACACGGGCACCAUGUUGCCAUGCGCCCUUGUGCACGCCUUUAGCCGUGGCUUCGUGGACAAAAUGCUCUGCGGAAACUCUCUCCUGGGCUAUCUCACCUGGAACCUGGAGAUCGUGGAACAACAUAGUCAGGAGUUCAUCAAGUUCCACAUCCUCCCCAUGGAGCAGAAGACAAGUUUGCUGAAGCAGGGGGACCAGCUGGCCAUGACCAGAAGUAUCAAGGAGGGUGAGGAAGUGAGGAACGAAGUGACAUUCUUCCCCUGGCACUCAACUGCAGGCUUCAUCUCCCAGGCUGCCAACCUGCUGCUGCUGAGGGUGAUGGCCUGGAGGCAGAUGGUGCCCAGUAAUGCCCGCUUCCUGGCCUUGGACAUGGAGGGCAAAUUCUGCUAUUCCACCUACAAAGCCCUGGGCUCCCAGACCAUCCAGGUGGGCCGUCAGCAGGCGGACGCAUUCAUCGUGGAGCAGACCGUGCACUCGGUGGAGGGGAUCCCCUUCUCCUGCCAGUUCUACCUACUGUCUGACGGGCACCUGGCCAAGCGAGUCCAGGUGGGCUCCCCCGGCUGCUGCAUCAUCACCAAGAUGCCCGUCUUGAGGGAGGAAGAUGAGAUUGAGCCUCGCCCAGUGUUUGAGAAGAAGCCCCUGGCGUGGGAGGAGGACAUAGAGCUGCACUCGAGGUUCCUGGAACGGAAGGUGAGGAGAGGCUGCCCCCAGCCUGGGGUGCCUAUACCCGCUCCCCCAGGGCCCCCCUCCCCCCGCAUAAAUCCCAAAGUUAAAGAUCUCUCUUCCUACCGGCCUCCCGGCACCCGCUGCCAGCUCCCCAUUCUCACUGACCUUCGGAUCCCCACAAACUGCGUGUGA